Molecule: messenger RNA, 705 nt
Organism: Cyanidioschyzon merolae strain 10D
Lineage: Eukaryota; Rhodophyta; Bangiophyceae; Cyanidiales; Cyanidiaceae
Exons: 1
Coding region: 1-705 (234 amino acids)
Molecular function (GO): iron ion binding
Source: RefSeq, a predicted model, not a curated record
AUGUGGUUGUAUGCAGUAAACAGUGGUUUCACGCAAAGACGCUCGUGCACGAGAUGGGAACGAUUUUCGUCCACGUGCCCGCGAGCGGUAAGCACAAAGGGCAGAGUCUGCACACGCAGCACGCGGCUCAGCGUUCAGUGCAGUGCUAGCAGCGGGCAGGACCGGUCAGACAUGGGCGGGGACGUGCCUCACUCAGCGGAGCAGGCGGAGAGCAAAUCGGUGUCCAGUGGGAACGGAAAGAGUCCGGUUGCCGGCGCCAACGCAGGUCGCGCUGACGACCUGUCAGGGCGUGUUGACGACACCCCGGCAGGCGCUCAGGUUGAAGCGAGCGCUGCGCCGCGGCAGUCGCCAGUCCAGCAGCCACCUAUUGGGCCUCGACGGAAGAAACCCAAGGCGGAUGAAUACGAAGAGCUUGGAAGUGCCGACAUUGACGUGAAUGCAGACUACGAGAUCUGGCCCGGAAGCUGGCUAUGCGUGGACUGCGGCUGGGAAUAUUCGACGAAGGCAUUCGGUAUGCCACUCGAACUGCAACCGGAAACCUUUCGCUGUCCUCAGUGUGGAGCGCGGAAACGGCGCUUCGCCAAGAAGCUAGGCAGCAAAGUAGCCAUCACCCGUGAUACGAGCAAUUUACCCAUCUUUGUCAUGAGUAUGUUGGGGCUCCUGGCGGUCAUCGCCUUUGGCAUCUGGGCUGCAAAUAAACUCUGA